Anopheles coustani is the source of this 1685-nucleotide messenger RNA. It is a transcript of the gene Coq6, whose product is annotated as ubiquinone biosynthesis monooxygenase COQ6, mitochondrial. The record is from RefSeq and is a predicted model, not a curated record. The coding region runs from base 27 to 1445 and encodes 472 amino acids. The transcript has 6 exons. Gene Ontology annotation, cellular component: mitochondrion. Lineage: Eukaryota; Metazoa; Arthropoda; Insecta; Diptera; Culicidae. Gene Ontology annotation, molecular function: 2-octaprenyl-6-methoxyphenol hydroxylase activity; oxidoreductase activity, acting on paired donors, with incorporation or reduction of molecular oxygen, NAD(P)H as one donor, and incorporation of one atom of oxygen; FAD binding. Gene Ontology annotation, biological process: ubiquinone biosynthetic process.
CGGACGUACACAGAAGUGCAGUGAAAAUGAACCGGUUAAUCCAAGGAAGAGUGCUACUGAAAAGUGUCGCCAGUAAUGCGCUCAAAUCGAACCAAUGGCGAACGAUAGCCACGACGAUCAACCGCCCGCAAUCAACUGGACCGGAUGGCGCACCACAGCAUUAUGACAUAAUCAUCGUCGGUGGCGGUAUGGUGGGCACGGCGCUCGCGUGCGCCCUCGGGAAAAAUAGUCGGCUGCAGGACAAGCGCAUACUGCUGCUCGAGGCAGCACCCGGCUUUAAGGAACCGUCUGCCGAGCAGUACAGCAAUCGGGUGUCGGCGAUCAGCAAGGGCACGUACCGGCUGAUGCAGAGCAUUGGCGCGUGGGAAGAGAUCGAGCGGACGCGGGUGAAGCCGGUGCUGAAGAUGCAGGUAUGGGACGCCUGUUCCGAUGCGCUGAUCACGUUCAACUACGACGACCUGUCCGAGAACAUCUCCUGGAUAGUGGAGAACGACGUGCUACUGGCCAGCGUCUACCGUCAGCUGCAGUCGGUACCGAGCGUCGAGAUACGCUACGCGUCCAAGCUGGCCAGCUGCGAGCUGAUCCGUGACGGUGCGGAAAAGAGCACGGUGCAGCUGGCCAGCGGCGAGCGUCUUUGCUGUGAUCUGCUGGUCGGUGCCGACGGUUACAAUUCGCUGGUGCGAAGGCAGAUGGGUGUACACAAUUUCACGCUGGCCUACAACCAGAUGGGCGUGGUGGCAACGCUCCGCCUGGCGCCGCCGCGGACGGCGGACAACGUGACGGCGUGGCAGCGCUUCCUGCCGACGGGACCGAUUGCGCUGCUUCCGCUCAACGACGAGAUGAGCUCGCUGGUGUGGUCGACCGGUGUGGCCGAGGCGAAACAACUCCUACAGCUCGACGCCACUGCAUUCGCCAGUGCGGUCAAUGCCGCCUUCAACAAACCGGUACCCCACAACUCGCUGGUGGACGAUGUGAUGAAGAGCGUGCACACACUGAUCAAAACGACCACCGGCGGCCAGCGUUUCGAGUCCGCGCCCGUCGUGGAGGCGGAAGUGCCGAACUCCCGGGCCGCAUUCCCACUCGGGCUGGGACACACAAGCACCUACGUUGGUCAGGGCGUCUGUUUGAUCGGCGAUGCCGCCCAUCGGGUGCAUCCUCUCGCUGGCCAGGGCGUCAAUCUCGGCUUUGGCGAUGUGCAGGCGCUUACCGACAUGCUGGCGAGCGCCAACUACGCCGGGCUGGGCGUCAACAACCUCAACGAGCUGGUUAGGUACGAACAGCAGCGGCUGAAGCACAAUCUGCCCGUUCUCCUCACGACGCACAGCCUCCAACGGCUGUACACGACCGAUUUUGUGCCAACCGUAGCACUCCGCAGUAUCGGUCUCACCCUAACGAAUGCACUCCCGCCGGUCAAGAAAUUCCUCAUGAACUUUGCAAUGUCGUAGGAACAAUUUUAAAAUGAGCUAUGGGGAGGCACAGAUGCGAUGAAUUCAUUUCCCAUUUAUAAUCACCGAAAGGCUUAGUUAAUAAAGUUAAUUUGUAACGAAUUGUUUCAGUAAGUAGCUUAACCCUUGAUUAUAUGUAAUAACAAUACGGUGAACCCAAAUGAUUGAACCAACCAAUAUAUUCAGGUAAUUUCAGCCACUAUGGCUUAAUUUAUUGCACAAAAAGAAAUAAAUCAUAUU